This is a messenger RNA of Mya arenaria, 1945 nucleotides long. Its product is annotated as ran guanine nucleotide release factor-like. Gene Ontology annotation, cellular component: nucleus. The transcript has 6 exons. The coding region runs from base 132 to 686 and encodes 184 amino acids. NCBI's taxonomy places the organism in Eukaryota, Metazoa, Mollusca, Bivalvia, Myida, Myidae. The record is from RefSeq and is a predicted model, not a curated record. Gene Ontology annotation, biological process: protein import into nucleus; regulation of membrane depolarization; heart contraction. Gene Ontology annotation, molecular function: small GTPase binding; sodium channel regulator activity; guanyl-nucleotide exchange factor activity.
UGCCACCUUUAUAUUUCUAUACGUUUUGAAAUUAUUUUCUAUUUAUAUAAAUUACUGCUUGUCAUACGUACUAAUAGCGUUUCUCCAUAUAAAAUAAAACGUUUGAAGUUUUACAAGCAAGUUAGAACAUCAUGACAGAACAGCUGCUAUUUGGUGGAGCAUUUUCACUUGAAUUGCCUGUUAACCGGAAUGAUAUGAGUGUGGUACGGCAGAUUCCAGACAACCAAGAGGUGUUUGCCCACCCGCAAACAGACCAGAGUUUGAUCAUUGAGCUUAUGGAGGAGGUAGAAACACAGCAGCCGGAUGAACACGCAAUCAAAACUCAUUUUGAAGAUUUAGCCACAGUGAAUGGUUCUGCAUCUUCAAACAUUAUACAGACCGAAGAAAUUACACCAAAUGAAAUCUCCUUACAUGAGGCUGGAAGUUGCUGGUACAUACUGGGAGAGCAGAGCAUUGCAAAAUUCAAGGAGACAGCAAAAAACUUGGUCCAGAUUCAUAUGGGUUUGAUCCGAGUCCCAAAGUAUUCCACUGAUGUGCUUAUUACGUUGAAUGAUCCAAUAAAUAUAAGCACAGAGAGCAGUAGUCACCAUGCAGUGCCGACAUCUGCAGUACGCUGGAACUCUGGUGAUUUCAAAAGAGCGCUACAGUCUAUAAAGCUCCUUGAUCCAGGCGUGUUUGGUGUGUGACGCUGUGAUGAUCAGUAGCUAAGCCUGCUACAAAUGCAGAUACUCUUUAGAAACUAGAGACUUGUAUUGGGUCAAACAUUUCUGUAUAAAGAGAUACUUAAAUUUUAUGUUCGGCCCAGAUUUGAUUCUACCCAAGACCACAGGUUUCUUAUUAGAAGCUUAAAAUCCAAGAAUGGUAUACUUAUGAAUGCUCAUGAAAGUCUGAUUCACUUUUAAUGUUUGUGUUAUUAAGGAAUAUUUUCUCCUGUACAUAGGCAUUGCAUUAAGACUUGAUUGAUACAGAGCUAUUGUCUAUUGAUACCAUAACAGGUUUAUCCAGUUUUGGGUCCAUCUCAUCAGUUUAUGUAACAGUGCUCUAGAUAAUAAAUAUACUUGUAUUGUAGACGGCUGGAAACAAUAAGAACAGUUUAUUUUAUAUUCAAGACUACCAAAUAGGUAUAUUGCAGUAAGCUAUCAAUGCAAUUUCUUGAGUUUUUAUCUAUUCAGAUUUCUUUGUCAUACACUUCAUUAAAAUAUUCUUUGAUAGCACGGAUCUUUAUAGGUCCAUGAUGAUAUGGAGUUUGUCCCAGUUUAUUCACAAUCUUAUCAAGAGGUCUGAUAUUGGUUUGGUUUGAUAUUCUCAAAUUCUGUGUAGAACACAUGUUUCCAUGGUGAGGGAAAUCUUUCUUUACAAUGUUACAAUAUGAUAUAACAGUAUAAAGGCAUAUUCAGCUUGGUUGUGCAUUCAAAUAUACAUGUAUAGAAUCCUUACCAUAAUUACUUAAAGAUACAGUUUAGACAGCUAUUAAAUAUUUAUAUGUCCAACCAAUAAAAUAUAAUUUACUGAAAUUAUGCCAGAACCUGUACUGUAUGGUAGUUAUAGUAUGGGUAUUAUAUUGGCGGUGUUUACAUUGCUUUUCUUGUGUAUUAUAAAAAAAAAGUUUUUCAUUAAAAAAUAUUUGCUUUAAAAAAUAUUUGCUUUAAAACUUGGAAAAAGUGAUGGUUUCAAAGAAAAGAAAACCCUUCACUCAAGAAUGUCCUUCUGCCAAACUGUUUUGUUUAUGUACAAGUAAUAUAUGUUUGAAAAUAUUGACCUUAUAUAUAAAUACGAUUAACCUUGAUUAAGGACGGUCUUCUGUUAGUGCCUCACUACACAUUUGUUAAAUGAGUUAUGAGUAGAGUACAUUGUAUGAAUUGUGAAUAGAGUAUGAACUAGCUUAUGCAUUAUUGUAAAUUAUACAUGUGAGCUUUGUUAAGAUGGAAGAGCUAUAUUUAUAAUA